AUGUGUGAGCUUGGCUGGGCCAACUCUGUCGUCAGUCCUGCAACCCCGGCUGUGCAGGGAGCUCUUGGCUGUCUGCCAUGCAACGAAUACGACCACGACCACGGUGACGACUACGGCUUCGGCUUCGACUUUGGCUUCGACCGCGACUCGACAGCAGACCAAAGCGGCUACAGGCUUGGGCUUGGGAGAGUCAACUAUUGA
Diaporthe amygdali is the source of this 201-nucleotide messenger RNA. RefSeq lists its product as uncharacterized. The record is from RefSeq and is a predicted model, not a curated record. The transcript has 2 exons. Bases 1 to 201 code for a protein of 66 amino acids. NCBI's taxonomy places the organism in Eukaryota, Fungi, Ascomycota, Sordariomycetes, Diaporthales, Diaporthaceae.